This is a messenger RNA of Drosophila ficusphila, 1462 nucleotides long. RefSeq lists its product as uncharacterized. Lineage: Eukaryota; Metazoa; Arthropoda; Insecta; Diptera; Drosophilidae. The transcript is spliced from 4 exons. The record is from RefSeq and is a predicted model, not a curated record. Bases 168 to 1199 code for a protein of 343 amino acids.
CUCAAUAAAAGCCCUAAGCCUAAAGUCAUUUCAAUUCUGAAAAUCGUUCGACGCGAAGCAGAUUUACGCAGUUACAAAUAAUUUGAAUUGGACAGCGGAACACAGAGUUAGUGUCAAUUAACCAAACAUUUUCUUCUUGACAUCAGUUCAGCUUUAAUACGGCAAAAAUGGGUGCAUUUGAACAACAUUUAAAUGAAAUUGCUGCUGAGCUUUACGGCCUACCAGUCCAUCAAGAUUUCACUAUUGUCAAGAAUUUUGUAAUGGACCUGGUAAGGGAGAAUCGUUUGCUGAGCGAAACAUGCCAUGUGGCAAGCAAAGACUUUGGCAGCAAAGCGCUUGGAAUCCAGCGUCCGGGAAGCGAUUUUGACGUGAUGAUCGUUCUUGAGUUUCCAUACUAUGAGGAUAUAUUCGUGCGUCCGGAUCAGCAUCGUCCGGGGAUGGUGCACUUAGACUUUUAUGGUCUCCCCUGUAAUAGUUACACGGAGGACAACCUCUUGGAUCAUCGCUGGUACCUUAAGCGCGAAGAGGUGCAAUCAUGGAUGCAGGGCAUUCUGACGAAUGUCCACGGACGCUCUGUGAGAGGCCAGAACUAUCAAUAUUAUGAACUACGGUACCGUCGUGGAACCAAUUGCCACACUAUCACCGCAGAAUCAAACGAUUAUGUGUUCUCCAUUGACUUUGUGCCGGCGAUAAAGAUUCAUUUCGAUGAAAGCGAUUGGGAGGCGAUUCCAAAAUGGGCGCCAGGACCCAAGCGCUCGAACCCUUGCACCUUUAUGGUGAGCGAUGUUGAGGAGGAGAUAGAUCGCUUUAAGCUUGGAGGUGAGAACAUCCGAGAUGCCGUUGUGCUGCUCAAGGCGCUUUGCGAAGCCAAGAACUUGCCGAAAAUUCGUAAUUACCAUUUGGUUUCCACCGCCCUCACUUUAAUGGACAAUGAGGAGGUGGAGGAUUGUUCGCUGCAGUAUGUCUUUCUUACUCUACUAUAUGAUCUUAUCGAUGCUUUGAAAACGAACGAUCUCUGCUCUUAUUUCUAUGACGAGCUAGAUCUACUCACAAAUUUUAAUUCAGAGCAGCUAAGCGAAUACGCUAACAUUUUAAACAGUGCUUACAGCACCCUCAAAACUUAUCCAUAUCAGUACAAGCUUUCAUAUGAGCGGUGCAGUUGGCACUUUUUGGGCGACGAUGACGAGGAUGAAGACUAACUCCCAGUUUCAGUUGUUUAACUUCCUUUUUUUUUACAUAUUUUUUAUUUUCUAUACCCUACGAAAAAACAAAAGAUUUUAAGAAGUUGAUGGCACAACAAUAUUACUGCAUUAAAAUGUUGAAAUUAAAAUUUUAAUUCGCUAUUACGCAACACCUUAAGUGAAAAAAUAUCUGGAUAUUUUUGAAUAAGAGCCGAAAGAUUUCUUGGAUUUGAUUAUGGAUUUAAUUUUUGAACAAUAAAGAAGUUAAUUUGAUAAGUGGA